CUCAUUUCUGCACGACGAAUCUUCGGGUUUCCAGGUAGGUUAAGGGUGGGGCAUAAACUACUAUUAUCAAAUCCAGCUUUCGACUUUACACUUCCUGUUUCACUGUACGCUGGAUACGAACACAUCACACAAUGGCGACCAAUGAAUGGAAAAAAAGAUGCGAAACAGAGUGGAAUAUCAAAGGCAUUUCGAUGCCCGAUGGAGUGGAUUGGAAGUUCGUCUACGAAGCGAAGCCGUUCGGUCGAAAUUUGUUGAGGAAUCCUGCGCCUCACGGUGUGAGUCAGGACUCCCCUCCUCCGGAGCGUGAACUGACAGAGUUUCCUCCAGAAGGACCUCCUCGCUCUGAACCAGAGGGUGACUAUACUGGCUGGACCACCAGCAGAGAGGACCUUGGUUAUGAUGCCAGCGGCAUACCACCAGGGGUCACCAUCUGUUACCUGCCUAACUACAGCUGGUUUACCUUGGAGCAAAGAGUGGACCUAAAGGCUGAGGGAGUAUGGGACGAGCUGUUGGAUGGUUUCCAACCUGACAUCGUCAUCAAAGACUGGUAUGAGGAGAGCCAACUGCACGAGUCAAUCUACCAGCUGCGGGUGAGGUUGCUGGGAACAGAUGGACAGACGGUCAUCUCCGAAUACAUCAUGAGCCCUACUGAGGAGCUUAGUGAAUACUCCCACAACUGGAAAGAGGUGUCCCAUGUGUUCUCAGACUACGGGCCUGGGGUGAGGUAUGUCCACUUCCUCCAUAGACUGAAGAACAAGUUCAUGGUGGAGUUCUUCCCCACCCUGGUCACAGGAAGUACUGUCCUUGUCAAGCCAAGCAAAUCCAGCCAAUAGAAAACCUUCUAAAGGACCACAAUGGACAAUUUGGAAGUGAUAUCCACAAUGGACCAUGUGUCCAAUGUCCAUAUUGUCAGUCAUUGGUAGUGGAAAUGUAGAUCAUAUUCUACAUUACAAAGCACUUUUGAAAAUAAAGAAUCCAUCUUUAAUGAAAAAA
Messenger RNA from Oncorhynchus keta (chum salmon), 993 nucleotides. It is a transcript of the gene nccrp1, whose product is annotated as P1, F-box associated domain containing. Gene Ontology annotation, molecular function: ubiquitin protein ligase activity. Gene Ontology annotation, cellular component: cytoplasm; SCF ubiquitin ligase complex. Lineage: Eukaryota; Metazoa; Chordata; Actinopteri; Salmoniformes; Salmonidae. Bases 132 to 833 code for a protein of 233 amino acids. The transcript is spliced from 6 exons. Gene Ontology annotation, biological process: SCF-dependent proteasomal ubiquitin-dependent protein catabolic process; glycoprotein catabolic process. The record is from RefSeq and is a predicted model, not a curated record.